UCUGUGAGACUGCAAUGAUCAACAUGUUGUUCUUGCACUAGUUUCUCAUGCGGAUUGAACUGUUUACAUCGGUUGUUGUUAGGCUCAUGAGAAGUUCAAUUUUCUUAGCAAAUUAACAACCUUUCUUGUCCCUGUUUCUGUAAAUAUGGAAGGGCUUGUGCUAUUGGAACCAACAGAAUUAUAUAAUAUGCUUCAACAAGCAUCAGUCUAUUCUAACCUGAGUGACAACAACUAUUUGUUAUUGAUAGAUGCUAGAAACAAGGAUGAUUACAAUGAAAGUCACAUAGUUACUGCAAAGAAAGCUCCCAAGAAUAAGGAUGGGCAGUUUUUUGUUCCUUUCGAUUCAGAGCUGGAAUGCAGACAGAAUGUCGUAGUGUAUGACAGUAACACUUGCAGUGUGAAAGAAACAACUGAAGCAAAUGACUGUGGAAGCCUUCUUUGGGAAAUGGGAAGCCGGAAUAAGGUUUAUAUACUGAAAGGUGGCUAUGAAGAAUUUUCAGCUUUGUACCCAUUUUUGAGAACACAGAAAAUUAUUUUUAUGCCAAAAGAACUUGAUGAGAUAAAGCCCUACCCUGCCGAGAUAAUCACCGGCUUUCUGUAUCUGGGCGACUGGCGUCAGGGCAACGCCUCGUAUGUACAGAAGGACCUCAAAAUUAAGGCCCACAUAAACUGCUGCGUUGAGGCAGAAACAUUUUUUCCUGCAAACAGUGGACACCUGCUUCACAUCCAGUGUGAUGACUCCAGCGAUGCCGAUCUCUCAAGCAAGUUUGAAGUCGCGUGUAAAUUCUUAGACUCAUGCCAAGAGAAGAACAAGCCAGUAUUAGUGUUCUCUAACCUGGCUAUCAGUCGAAGUGCCGCGAUUGUCAUGGCAUAUCUCAUCUACCAGCGGAAAAUCACAGUCGAGGAGGCUUUUAACCAUGUAAAAAAAUGUUCCAACUACAUCCAGCCAGUACAAGCGUUUAUGGACCAGCUUAAAACCUGGAGUGCCAAAGUUCUGGGAAAAUAACUGUUUCCAUGACAACAUGUUGUUAUAUUCUGUGAUAAUGGUCUUGUUCUGUGUUGCACAUAAUUUGUUUACAAUUCAGAAUUAUGGAAAAGUUGUUAAAGAGUAUUCUUUGUUGGAACUUUUAAAACUGUUUAACUUAUUUUUUUAUAAAUAUUGAUUUGUUAUUCAUUUUGUUUUUACAUGGAUUUGAAAAAAAGUCACAAAAAGUUGGUCCUGGUAAUCACAAUGCUUUUAAACUGAAUGAACUUGAUUGUUUUGUAUAUAUCUCUGUACUAUUGUGCCAAUUUUCCAAAUAUUUUGUAUUUCUUAGCUUGACAUAUCUCUUAUGCUUAUAUUUUAUUUGCUUAGCUUAAAGUCCCUCUUUUUCAAGUCAGCUUAGGCCAUCUUUAUAUAAAAAUGUUAAUGAAACGAUUUCUUUUAAACCUUACAUGUAUCGGAAUCAGUUAAUAUGGCUGAACCAAUUUCAUCUUUAGUAUGAAUGAAUUUGGACAAAAGAAAUUGUAGCGAGCAUGCAAAAUAAAAAUACAUUUUUUUUAAUUGGUUUUAUCCAGGAUCAGGUGCUAGCUAGCGAAACCAUUAUCCUAUAUGGAAUAUAAUUUUGAAAAAUGAUCCUGAAUAAGUAUGACUUGAUUAUCCUUUCCAUGUGUAUUUUCAAGCAAAUACCCAACAAAGUACCCCUUUCAUACGACUGUUUCAGUUGUCUGAUCAUAUAAUAACAUGUUUUUGCAUUAUUCGAUGCAAAAUGGGUUUACAGAACUGGGUUUUUUUGCCUUUUUUCAACUCUUAUUUUUCCUUUCAUUUAAAAAAAAAAUCAGUGCAGAAAAUCUGGUCAGAUGAAAUAUCAAUUUGAUGUGGCCUCAUUUUCAUUUAUUUAUCCGAGAUAAAACCAGAAUGUUACUUUUUUGUGGAUAAAAGACUGUGUAUUUUUACUAUUUCUUCCUGUUGUUUGUUUGAUAGUUUAUAUAUCCAUAAGUGUCAAUAUAAUCUUUGUUUGUUAUUCCAGUCUUCAGUGUUAUUUCUGUACAGUCAAAACUCGCUAUGUCGAACUCGAUGUUAUCUCGAUAUUUUGGUUAUAGUAUCUCGAUAUUUUUGUUAUAGAAUCUUGAUAAUUUGGUUAUAGUAUCUCGAUAUUUUGGUUACAGUAUCUUGAUAUUUUGGUUAUAGUAUCUUGAUAUUUUGGUUAUAGUAUCUCAAUAUAUUGGUUAUAGUAUCUCGAUAUAUUGGUUUGUCAAACUUUUUUCAAAUGUAUUUAGUUUACCUAUACACUUUUUGUAAUUCAGAUACCGUAAAUGACUGGUUAUAAGACGAUAGGGGGUAUUAGACGCAGGGAAAAAAUUUGUGAAAAAUCCGAGAAAAAAACUUUUAAUCUAUGUUUUUGGUUAAAAGACGCAUAGAAAAAAUGUCAAAAUCGUCCGGCAUUUUCAGCCACCAUGUUUGUUGACAGUUUUUCGUGAAAAUGGCGAUGAUUAUCUUUAAAACCAUACAACCAUACUGUCGAGAAUGAAAAGUUAUGUUAUGCAAAAAAUAUUUUGACAGUGCCCAACUUUGCUUUUUUAUAUGUAAGUUUGAUUGUUGUUUAAUUCAAUUUGUUAUUCAAAAUAAUAUUGAUUACCGUAAUUCACAAGAGUUCGGACACCAUAAUUUUUUUUUUUUUUUCGCUCUCCGAAUACAUAGAAAAUUAUCAUUUUUACAUCUUAUUUACAUGUUUGUUUAACCUGCCCUUUUUCUUCAUGUUUGCUUUUUACCACUUAUUAAUUUAUCCGUAGUAAUCAAUGGUCAUAAACUUAUUUAUUACGCCUAUAAGUGUAAAUCCUUCAUGAAGUUAAUUAAAACACCAUUUUAUACAUGCACUGAACUGAAUAAACACAUUCUAUCGGCUUCAGAUCAAAGAGUCACACUGUGUGACGUCACAUAACUUACAGUUAUACCCACGAGGAUCUCGUGGAGAGCAUGGACAUUGCUAUGCAGGAUUAAUGUAUAACUGUACGAUUAUUGCUUCAUAUAGUCUAUAAGUGUGGUACAAGUUUGAAAGCUUAUUGGCAGAUCGUUUUACAAACAUGCCAUGUCGAUGUUUUCUUAAUCCCUUGAUUGCCCUUGUUGUUUGUUUAAUCCUCAAAUAAAUAUAUCACACUUCCUUUUCAACAGGCAAUAAACCGUUUAGGAUGGGUAGUAACUAAUUAAAUUGUCACAGUGGUGUAUACGGUUAGGUAAUCUAGCCAGGCAUUGUAAAGAUAAAAUCAAUAAUCUUCAUCUGUGAAACUUGGUAACUAUGAAAGUUAUGAUUGAUGUCCUUUGGGUGUCUGAAAAUUAGGUACGCAAAAUAAAUUAUUUUGGGAAAUAAUUAUGGGUGUCCAAAUAUUUAGAGUGUUCGAACUCUUAGGUGAAUUACGGUAACUUUAAUCGAAAAAUAUUUUUGUUGAAAUUAUAAACGUCUUACGAUAUACCGUAUCCCGAUCUUCAAUUGCCGUUUUAACCCGUAUAUACUCGAUCAAUAUGACGCGAGUAACAUCCCUUUCUACAUAAAUCUAAACAAACUCUCGGCUUGAAAUUGACCUCAGAAAAAAAGUUCAAAAAAUUGUUACUGGGUAUUAUACGCAGGCAUUUUUUUGCAUCAAAAUCUGAGGGAAAAAAGUGCGUCUAAUACUCAGUCAUUUACGGUAUAUUGAAUGUUAGUUAUAUCAAAAGAUUUUCCUGAGGUCCCAAAGAAUUUGACCUAGCAAGUUUUGACUGUAUGCUCUUUGGAAAAAACAUAAUGUAAAAUUUGUUGUGAUGCUACUUUAUCAGCAUUUAAUGCAUUUGUUAAACUUUUCCCUAUUGUCCAUUUCUGUUUUAUUAUAUUUGGGUAAUUGUUUUCUGUCUUCAUAUUAUUACAUUUACAUUAAAAAAUAUCAACUUUUUGAUAUCUGCUGCCUCUUUUUUUUUUUUUAGCUUGACUGUUCGAAGAAUAAGGAGAGCUAUAAGACUCACACUAGCGUUGGCAUCACAUCUUGAUUAAGGUUUUGCAUGUAAGCCAUUAUCUCAGCAAAUACAUCAUGUAUCGCAUUGAAGCAAGUUUUGACUGUAUGCUCUUUGGAAAAAACAUAAUGUAAAAUUUGUUGUGAUGCUACUUUAUCAGCAUUUAAUGCAUUUGUUAAACUUUUCCCUAUUGUCCAUUUCUGUUUUAUUAUAUUUGGGUAAUUGUUUUCUGUCUUCAUAUUAUUACAUUUACAUUAAAAAAUAUCAACUUUUUGAUA
Mya arenaria is the source of this 4239-nucleotide messenger RNA. RefSeq names its product serine/threonine/tyrosine-interacting-like protein 1. NCBI's taxonomy places the organism in Eukaryota, Metazoa, Mollusca, Bivalvia, Myida, Myidae. Bases 146 to 1006 code for a protein of 286 amino acids. Gene Ontology annotation, cellular component: mitochondrion. The transcript is spliced from 9 exons. The record is from RefSeq and is a predicted model, not a curated record. Gene Ontology annotation, biological process: negative regulation of cytoplasmic stress granule assembly; protein dephosphorylation; positive regulation of intrinsic apoptotic signaling pathway. Gene Ontology annotation, molecular function: protein tyrosine/serine/threonine phosphatase activity; pseudophosphatase activity; protein phosphatase inhibitor activity.